AUGGGAGUGGACUCGUCUGAAAAGUAUACGCUGUUCUUCUUGGCGCUCUGUACGCUCUGCCUCACUACGACCAUCAUCAUCUACUGCCAUCAUGCCGACCACACGAGCAAGGAGGAGAGUCUCGAUGAGAUCAAGGCCCAGGUGGACGUCCUCAGGGAGCGCGUCACGGACCUCCUUCUCGAAGUAGAGCAGGGAGGCGGCCGCACCCACAACAACAAACUGGACAUCAGCGACGGCCAGCCCCGCAUCGAACGACCCGCAGGACACGUCAAAGUGGACCGCAGGAAGGUCUAUGCCACCCUCUACCACAACACCGCCAACGAUGUCGGCUACGUGUGGGGCCUCAGGGUGAUGAUCCACUCGGCGCGGUUGGCAGGAUGCGUGCAGCCGUUCGUGGUGAUGCACCUGAUGACCUUCGAGCAGGUGGAGAAGAGCCUCGGCCACGAGGUGAUGCGCGAGCUCAUGGAGGCCAACGUCUCCUUCCGCAAGAUCGAGAGCGUGGACAAGGUCUUUGGCUCGGGCGCCUUCGCCCACAUCGCCAAGAGCCGCUGGCAGGUGGCCAUCAACAAAGUACGCGUCUGGGAGAUGACCGAAUUCGAGAAGGUGCUGUUCAUCGACCUGGACAGCGUGGUGCUCAAGAACCUAGACUUCUUGUUCUCCUACCCUGAGCUCACCGUCUCCAACGACCAGGCUGCGCUGGACAAGAUGCGCACCUACGAGGUCCUCAACCCGGGGUUCAUGUUGGUGCAGCCCAACGCGUCGACCUUCCAGUCCUUCGUCCGCUUCUCCAAACGCAUCAGCGCCGAGGACAGCGUCAUGAGCACCGCCGAGCAAGGCAUGUUGAUCUCGCUGUAUCCGCACCCGGUGCUCCUGCCCAACACGUUCGCGAUGACGCCCGCGGCGGCGCCUCUGCUGAUCGACCGCGAGUUCGGGUGGGCCGACGUGUUCUCGCUCCACUUCUACGACACGGAGACCGAGAUCGUGCCCAAGCCGUGGACGGUCGCGUACCCGCUGACGCCGAGCGGCAAGGGCCACCACUGGGACGUGCCCUACGCGCUGUGGUGGCAGGCCCGACAGCGGCUGGUCUCCAACGACCGCCGUCCGCUCGAACAGAACGGCUUCACCGUGCUAGCCUAG
Acanthamoeba castellanii str. Neff is the source of this 1137-nucleotide messenger RNA. RefSeq names its product glycosyltransferase family 8 protein. The record is from RefSeq and is a predicted model, not a curated record. Lineage: Eukaryota; Discosea; Longamoebia; Acanthamoebidae. The transcript is spliced from 5 exons. The coding region runs from base 1 to 1137 and encodes 378 amino acids. Gene Ontology annotation, molecular function: glycosyltransferase activity.